CGCACACACAGCAAAGGGGAGGGUGGUGUCAGUCGAUCUCCCUCCCCCCCGGCUACCUAUAUGUAGGCCAAGGUUGCACGACGUGGAAAGAAGACGUCGGAACUGUCAAUUGUCUGUCAAUCCCAGCAGCAGCAGCAGUCUUUCUGCCCCUCCCGGCCUCUGGCCUACAGUCACUCGUUUGGACACUAUUCGUCCCUGCAUACACUCUUUUUAAUCCCAUCGUUCAUUAGUUAAUUUAAUAUACCAACCAACUACGUGGCCCAUCAUGGGUCGUUCACUCGUUAUCACUACUGUACUACUUAAUCUACUAAUUGCGUCCUCGGACGCGCGGUCUAUCGUCCCCGUCAAGCGGCAGAGCGUUCCUGCGACGCUGCCGGAGGACUGGAGCUACAAGGGAUGUUACACGGAUUCGGUGGGGUCGCGCUCGCUGCGCAGCACCGCGACGGACAGCGACGCCAUGGAUGCGGAGGCCUGUAUUGCUUACUGCGGUGCGAGGGGGUAUUCGCUCGCUGGGACUGAGUAUUCGAGAGAAUGCUACUGCGGGAACAAGAUCCAGGGAGCCGGUGCGCUGGCUGAAGAUGGCUGCAGCAUGCCCUGCUCGGGCGAUGCCACUGAAGCCUGCGGUGGACCAAACCGCCUCUCCGUCUACGAGAAGGCUACCACUUCUGCUCCACCUGCAGCAGGAAGCGUAGGAGAAUGGGGAGCUAAGGGCUGCUAUUCAGAUUCCGUGGCCGCUCGCAUUCUCUCGUACGGCGCUGCUGUCAAUGGCGGUGCUGCGAACAUGAGCGCUGAGAGCUGCACUGAUGCUUGCGCCGCCGGUAACUACAAAUACGCCGGCACGGAAUACUCUGGCGAGUGCUUCUGCGGAAACACGCUCGACAACGACCAUGGACCCGAGGAAGACGGCUGCGAUAUGGUGUGCAACGGCAACCACAACCAAAUCUGCGGCGGCGCUAACCGCAUCAACAUCUACGAGUUCGGUCUCACAGCUGCGCCUACGACCGGCUGGAUUGCCCAGGGGUGCUACACAGACUCAGUUGCAGCGCGCACGCUGAACGUCGGCAUGCCGGUCGAUGGUGGUGCUGCAGGCAUGACGAACGAGAAGUGCCAAACUGUCUGCAAGGGCGCCGGCUACACCUACGCGGGAACCGAGUAUUCCGGAGAAUGCUACUGCGACAGCCAACUCCGCAACGACGGUGGCCCAGCGCCCGACGGCAACGACGGCUGCAACAUGCUCUGCAACGGCAACCAGACCGAGGUCUGCGGCGGCCCCAACCGUCUUACGCUCUUCAAGUACGUGACCGGCGACGAGCCCACUGCGUCCAGCACUGCUACGACCGCGACUCCCACCGAGCCCACCGCUACAUCCACGAGGACAAACACUGCGACUGCCACUGCUACCGGCCUGCCCACGGGCUUCGAGUACAAGGGCUGCUGGGUCGAUGGCCCCGGAUUCCGCAUCAUGGACAACCAGCAGACGGAUGACCAGCAGAUGACCAUUGCGUCGUGCUCCAACAAGUGCGCCGACCUCGGCUACACCAUCGCCGGCAUGGAAUACAGCUACCAGUGUUUCUGCGACGACGUGAUCCGCAUGAGCGGCUCCCUCGCCGACAACGACUCCGAGUGCAGCAAUCAGUGCGCGGGCAACGCUGACGAGAAGUGCGGAGGCCCCAACAGGCUCAGCGUGUGGUCUAGCCAGGAAACGCUCAAGAUCGUCAAGAAGCCGACGCCGAAGCAGAACGUCGACGGCUGGGUGUACCAGGGCUGCAUUACGGAGACUCAGGAGCAGAGCGUGCCGCACGUGUUCCAGUGGAAGCUGUUCAACGAGACUGGCAACACACCUGAGUGGUGCCUGGGCCAGUGCAAGAAGUUUGGCUACAUGGCCGCGGGUAUGGAGUACGGGAACGAAUGCUACUGCGGUGACAUCGAUGGGAUCGAACUCUCUGGUGCUCUGCCCGCGCCGGAGACUGACUGCGCAUUCGCCUGUUCCGGUGACCCCGAAUCGCUUUGUGGUGCUGGUCUACGCCUCAACUGGUACAAGUGGGAAGACGAUCCGCUCUAUGUCUGGAACUACCCCGAAGGCAACGAAGCCGGGCUCUACGAGUUCCUUGUCGGCGGCCCAGUCAUCCCGCUCAUUUCUCAGCCCGCCAUCAACGGCAAGGUCAUGCUCCUGGAAAAGAAGGGCACCGGUCCGCCAAACUCAACCGGCGCGUACGAGUUCGAUCCGUCAAUCGGUGGUGAUAUCUACCAUGCUUUCCGCGAGCUGCAGGGUAUCGACACGGACAUUUUCUGCGCCGCCGGAUUGACGUUGCCUGAUCGAAAGGGCCGCCAGAUCAACGUUGGCGGGUGGUCGCUCGACUCCACAUUCGGUGUUCGCCUCCACACGCCCGAUGGCGAGCUCGGUGUCAACGGCACCAGCAGGUGGCAGGAGAACUUCCACGAGCUGGCUCUGCAGAAGGGUCGCUGGUAUCCCACAGCUAUGGUCAUGGCGAACGCGUCGAUGCUCGUCGUCGGUGGCCAGGGCGGCUCGAACGGUGUCCCUGUUCCGAGCAUGGAGGUUCUUCCCCGUGCCGGAGGUGUCGUUGAAGCUGAUUAUCUCCGCGAGACCGACCCUUUCAAUCUCUACCCCUUCCUAGUGGUGCUGCCCUCCGGCGGCAUCUUCAUCGCGUACUACCACAUGGCCCGCGUCAUCGAUGAGGUGACGCUCGACACCGUCAAGGUCCUACCAAACAUCCCCAGUUCCGUCACCGCCAACGGUGGACGUACCUAUCCUUAUGAGGGGACUCAAGUGCUCCUUCCACAGUCCUACCCCUACGACGAUCCGCUCGAGGUCCUCAUCUGCGGCGGCGCGGCUGGCGGUGUGGGCAUCGACAACUGCGUCUCCAUUGCCCCUGACGCCGACGAGCCCGAAUGGACCAUCGAGCGAAUGCCGUCUCCCCGCGUCGUCUCCUGCAUGGCCACCCUUCCCGACGGCACCUUCCUCAUCAUGAACGGCGGCAAGACUGGCGAAGCCGGCUUUGGCCUCGCCAAGAGCCCUAACCUGAACGCGGUCCUCUACGACGCCAACCAGCCCAAGCACCAGCGCAUGAGCGUCAUGGCCAACACCACCAUCCCGCGCAUGUACCACUCCGAAUCUGUGCUCAUGGACGACGGGCGCGUGCUUAUCACCGGCUCCGACCCACAGGAUCCGGACUUCGACCAAGAGUACCGCGUCGAGCAUUUCCUGCCUCCGUAUCUCCUUGACGGCCGCCAACAGCCCACCCUUCAGGUCGCGGAGAAGGACUGGGAGUGGGAGCAGGACUACAGCUUCACCAUCACGCGCCCCAACGGCAAUGGCGACAUCAAGGUCUCGCUUCUCGGCUCGGAGUCCAGCACCCACGGCAACUCGAUGGGCGCCCGUGUCCUCUUCCCCAACUUCUCAUGCGGUGGCAACUCGUGCACCGUCACUGCGCCCAAGGGCCCGUACAUCGCUCCUGUCGGUUGGUACCGCAUGUUCGUGAUGGAGGGUCCUACGCCUUCGCACGCGGUAUGGGUGAGGAUCGGUGGAAGCGUCGCUGACGCGGCGAACCUUGGUAACUGGCCCAACUUCGAGACUUUCCAGCCGCUGCCAGGUCUCGGGCCUAUAUAAUGUUCGUGUUUCCUUGCGUCGGUUAUGCAUUGGUGCCUACGACGGCGGUUCCUUUUCCUGUAUGUAAUUAGGCGAGCAACGGGAAUAGAAUGGACUUGCAUCGCAGCUACGAUAUCCAAUCAAAUUCAGGACGUCUCCAACGUAGCGGAUGCUCGAUCUCGUGAUAAGUCGCGCCUGACACCCGAUUACGACGAUGACGUGAGUGGCCGUCCGUGCCU
Trematosphaeria pertusa is the source of this 3846-nucleotide messenger RNA. Its product is annotated as copper radical oxidase. Bases 266 to 3628 code for a protein of 1120 amino acids. The record is from RefSeq and is a predicted model, not a curated record. NCBI's taxonomy places the organism in Eukaryota, Fungi, Ascomycota, Dothideomycetes, Pleosporales, Trematosphaeriaceae. The transcript is spliced from 5 exons.